AUGUCUAGAGAGAAUUCUCGAAUAGAAGAGCAGCAUAUAAAAAGAUCAAUUCUUAAUUACUCUAGUGAAGAGAAGAGAUUUUAUCGAGCUAGCAUAAGAAAGUUUCGAAAAUCUCAUGUGCUAUAUGUCAUACUUUUAAGUUCGAUAGCUUUAUUGCAAGUUAUAUCAAUUGCAUUUUUUACUAAGGGUUUUUCUUUUUGUAGAUCGCCCAUUCGUCAUACUGCCCAAUAUUCACCUGAAUACUCAGAGGUUAAAAAAUUUGACAAAGCUGUUGUAUUACUAGUUGAUGCAUUACGAUUUGAUUUUGUUGUGCCAAUCAAUGAAUUAGAUCCCAUCUAUAAUGAAAACUACCAUAAUAAUAUAGAUAUUAUCUCUGAAUUAUUGAAUCAGAAUGAUAAUUCAACCAAAAACGAAUCAAAAAAGGAUAGAGUACAAAAAUCCUCGUCAUUACUUUUUAAAUUCUUAGCAGAACCACCGACAACCACCUUCCACAGAUUGAAAGGUAUAACUACGGGUUUAUUACCAUCCUUUUUAGAUGGUAUCAUGAAAUUAAACGAUAGAGUUGUGGAGGAUGAUAGCAUUAUUAAACAAUUAUUUUUAAGGAACAAAACGAUAUAUUUUUCGGGAGAUGAUACAUGGAGCAGAAUGUUUGAACCUUAUCUAUCACCAAAAAGUGUUCCUCUAGAAUCUUAUAAUAUUUGGGAUUUAAAUACGGUUGACGAUGGGGUAUUUAAAUUUUUCAAUGAACAUUUAACAAGUAAAAAUACAAGUAAUAGAGAAUGGGAUAUAUUGAUAGGCCAUAUCGUAGGUAUAGACCAUGCUGCUACUAAAUAUGGACCUAACCAUAUAACUGUAAAACAGAAGCAGAUACAAAUAAACGAGUUUAUUAAACAAAUCGUUAAAUCUUUAGACGAUCAGACUUUGCUAAUUGUCAUGGGUGAUCAUGGCAUGGAUAUUACAGGGAAUCAUGGUGGAAAAUCUAGUGGUGAACUAGAAAGUUCUUUAUUUUUAUACUCAAAAAAAUCUAGUGUCUGGAAACAGGAACAUUCUUUGCAUGAAAAUAACAAUGAUUUCUACAAGAAGAUAAAUCAAAUUGAUAUAGUACCAACAUUUUCACUUUUGUUUGGCAUACCUAUACCAUAUAAUAAUUUAGGGUGGCCAAUAAAUGAAAUUUCAUUAAGUGACGAAGAAAAUAAUAUUCAUAUGAAACUAGCGUUGGAACAAAUUAGGAAAUACCAACUAGAUUCAGAUAUCAUCCAAGAUAAAAAGGAUAAUAAUACACUCAAUACUUUAUAUGAACAAGCUAAACUAGAUAUUAAUAAAACUCAUGCUUUUUACGAAGCGGUUUUAUCAGCGUUCAAGAGUAAUUGGAAGUCAUUUGAUUAUUUGAGCAUCGGAACUGGUAUAUUCCUAUUGCUUGUUUCUGUCACAUUACUAAUUAUAAUUACCAAGCUAAUACCAUCCAUUGUAGUAAACCAAAUGGUUACAGAAUUUGUUCAAAAUAUAUUAAUAUGUACACUUAUCACAAAUAUUUGCAUAUGUAUAAUAUUUUUCUAUUUUGGUUAUUUUGGAUUCAUAAAAAAUAUAUUCUGGUGUAUAUCACUAGCUACCGCAAUUGGUAUCAUAAUUGGUUGUUUUAGAGCGAUAUUACAUCGUUACAAUAUUAAAUGGGUUUUGGCUAAAUUUUUUAGUGACUUUUCUGACUAUUGGUCAAUGGUGGGAGUUAUUUUCUUAUUUAUUCAUGCAGGAUUAUUUAUGUCAAAUUCGUUAACAAUUUGGGAAGAUAGAGUCGUACAUCACCUAAUUAUUACAUUUGGAUUUUUAGCAUUGUAUGAAUUUAUUUUUAUACCAAACAGACAAUCAACAACGGCGCUCGCAACUGCUGUUAUCAGUGAACAACAGGGUACUUUAUCUGGGGUGAGUCCUUCACUAGCCAAUUCAUUUUCAUUACCGAUGACUAGAUUUGCAAGGUUGCUUGGUACUUAUCAUUCAAUUGUACUUUUGCUAUGUACAAGAUCUGUUAGUACGAUAACAUCAUGUAGAGAAGGUCAAUUAGAUUAUUGUGUACCAACAUUUACUACAGAAAUUAAUUAUUCGUGGGGGUGUACUGCAGUUUUCAUUGUCGUUUUGAUUCUUUUGCCCAUGUCAAUAAAAGGAUACUAUAAUCUAUUAUCGUCCUACCAAGCUGCUGCACCCAUAUGGAUUGAUUAUCUAUUGAAAUUAUUUUUAUAUUUUGAUAUAAUAUAUUGGGUUGCUAUUGUAAUAGAAACAAAGUAUGAUGUAACUUUUAUCAAUUUUACAUUAAUAAAUGUCACUAUUGCGAGAAUAAUCAUAUGCUUUACUUUCGUAGUAUGCAAUUUAGCAUGGAUGGUAGGUCCUUUAUGCAUAAAGUUAAAUGUUGAAAAUGCUGAUAUGAGGUCACAGCAGACCACCAUUAUUGGUUACUCCAAUAUUUAUGGCGCGCCAUACUUUUUGUUAGUAAUUAAUGCUUUUAUGAGUAUACUAUUUUUCAACAAGCCGUUAGCUCAGAUUUCUUUAGCUUUAAUGUGCAAUCAAAUAUUGUCUAUUAUGGAAAUAAUUGAUUUAUUAAAUAUAAAAGAAAAUAUUAUUGGUCCUAUUGUUUUGAGUUUAUUAUCAUAUCAACAAUUUUUUAACACAGGGCAUCAAUUUACUCUUUCAUCAAUUCAAUGGGAUACCGGGUUCAUUUUAUCUGAUACUGUGAACUUUCCAUUUACAGAAAUUUCCAUUAUGAUAAAUACAUUCGGACCAUUUAUAAUAGUCGCAUUAUCAAUUGUUUUAUUAACGUUAUGGAGUCAACCACCAGAUAUACUAAAACCACAAACUUUAUUAGGGAGAUUAGUUGCCAAUUGUGGUAUUUUAGUGACAUAUAAUGCUGUCUUAUGCUUGAGUUCCUUUAUUUGGUUGACAUAUUUCCUACAGCACCCUAUGGUAUGGAAUAUUUUUUAUCCUAGAUUCAUAUAUGCAAGCAUUAUAUUAUUAAUAACCCAAUUUGUUGUAAUCUUUGCUACAAUAGGAUUUGCGAGUGGUAAAUUAAUUGGGCAUAUUAAUAAUAUCUUUUGGAAGUAG
Tetrapisispora phaffii CBS 4417 is the source of this 3087-nucleotide messenger RNA. RefSeq names its product GPI ethanolamine phosphate transferase 3. The coding region runs from base 1 to 3087 and encodes 1028 amino acids. Gene Ontology annotation, cellular component: endoplasmic reticulum membrane. Gene Ontology annotation, biological process: GPI anchor biosynthetic process. Lineage: Eukaryota; Fungi; Ascomycota; Saccharomycetes; Saccharomycetales; Saccharomycetaceae. The transcript has a single exon. Gene Ontology annotation, molecular function: mannose-ethanolamine phosphotransferase activity. The record is from RefSeq and is a predicted model, not a curated record.